Molecule: messenger RNA, 1749 nt
Organism: Lachancea thermotolerans CBS 6340
Lineage: Eukaryota; Fungi; Ascomycota; Saccharomycetes; Saccharomycetales; Saccharomycetaceae
Gene: SCW11
Product: putative glucan endo-1,3-beta-D-glucosidase
Exons: 1
Coding region: 1-1749 (582 amino acids)
Biological process (GO): cell wall organization
Cellular component (GO): extracellular region; fungal-type cell wall; cell surface
Molecular function (GO): 1,3-beta-glucanosyltransferase activity; glucan endo-1,3-beta-D-glucosidase activity
Source: RefSeq, a predicted model, not a curated record
AUGAUAUCUACUAGACUUGGAUCGCUUUUCAUAUUAUGCUGCGUCCUACUGACCAAGCACAUGUCAGUCGCUUUGCCUGUGCUGAAGCAACUACCAAAGAGGCAGAUUGUCACCAGAAUGCAUACCGCAAGCACCACCAACACUGUAACAGACUUUUACUCCACGACUACUGAAAUUGAAGUCGCGCCAACUGUUGAAUUUAUUAUCAGCGGUGACCAAACUUUCACUUCAACUCUUCCACGCGCGGAUGGCUCCACUCCAACUGGGAGCCCUCUAACUACAAUCAUCAUAAGCGCCUCGGUGAAUCGCCAAGUGGACGUUGCCUCACAGCCUUCCUCCGGAUGCGCUACUACUAUCAAAACUGGUACUCCUCGUGGAACUUUGACUGUUUCUGCCAUUCAAACAUCCGAAGCAGCAUCUAACUUGGAAAACGCGAACAGCCAGCAACAACCCUCCACUUGGUCCGCUUCUGCUGCCGUGUCCACCGAGAUUCAGUCCACUUCAGGUAAUGCUGUCUCCUCCAGCGUUCAAGAUAAUGCCUAUAGUGCUUCUGUUGUAAAUUCCUCUGGUCCGGCUGUAUCCUCAAGCAAUGAGCUAACAACCUCUACAUCUGGUACUGAGCAAGUUUCCUCUUCAGCAACAAGCGAGUCAACUGCGACAUUUGCAGCGCCUAGUAACGAACAAACAACAAUAGGGUCAUCGGAACAAAUCACAUUAGCUUCCAGCACCGCUCAACCCACUGUGUCGACUUCCUCUUCGCAGUUUUCAUCUUCACUAGCGACGUCAUCACCUCCAGCGUCCUCACCAGCGACAUCAUCGCCUGAAGCAUCAUCGCCUGCCACAUCAUCGCCUGCAAUUUCUUCGACAACAUCUUUGACUACGACAUCUUCAUCUACUACUUCUGUCUCAGUGUCUACAGCUUCCGCAACUUCUUCAGGCGAUCUAACAUGCGCUCCAACUGCCUUGGCGUACUCACCUUACAAUAACGACAAUAGCUGCAAAGACUCGGAUUCAGUUUACAAGGAUUUGACUUUAAUUAAGUCCAAGGGUGUUUCUCAGAUCAGACUUUAUGGAACUGACUGCAACUCUCUCGAAACAGUGACAUCUGCUGCUAAGACUUUGGGGUUGACUAUAAACCAAGGGCUGUGGAUCUCUCCAAGUGGCGUCGACUCCAUUGAUGAUGCGGUGCAAGACAUUAUUUCCUAUGGUCAGAGCAACGGCUGGGACGUUUUCGACAUCCUGACCAUCGGAAAUGAAGCUAUUUUGAACGGAUACUGCUCAGUUAGCGAUCUUUUGGCCAAGAUUUCAUCUGUGAGAUCGAAAUUUGAGAACGCUGGCUUUGGCGGUAAGUUCACGACAAGUGAGCCACCAGUCACUUUCCAAAACAAUCCAGAUCUAUGUACAAAGGCCAAUAUUGAUUUUAUUGGCAUCAACUCUCAUCCUUACUUUGAUGUAAACUCUUCGGCGGAUUCCGCCGGCACCUUUGUUAAAGGACAACUCGAAAUGAUUCAAGAGCUUUGUGGGACCCAAAAUGUUGUUGUCACAGAAACAGGAUACCCAUCCGCUGGCAUUCAAAACGGUGGCAACAACCCAAGCAUCGAAAACCAAAUUAAAGCGGUCCAAAAUAUUCUUAACGAGAUGAAUCAAGAUGUUACUGUUUUGUCUACGUAUAACGAUUACUGGAAAGACCCAGGCUCCUACGGAAUUGAGCAAAGUUUUGGUAUAAUCCAACUUCUACCAUCCGCUUAG